Beauveria bassiana ARSEF 2860 is the source of this 1437-nucleotide messenger RNA. RefSeq lists its product as uncharacterized. Bases 1 to 1437 code for a protein of 478 amino acids. NCBI's taxonomy places the organism in Eukaryota, Fungi, Ascomycota, Sordariomycetes, Hypocreales, Cordycipitaceae. The record is from RefSeq and is a predicted model, not a curated record. The transcript has a single exon.
AUGCCUGGCCCAAAACCUUUUCCGCAGUACUCCAUACCAUUUACUGGGGCGGCAAGCAGCAGCGGCUCUUUCCAGUCUCGCAUGCCAACACCUCGUUCCCACUACCGAGAACUAUAUCCUAAUAAUGGACCAAAAGGCUCGAAACGACAAAAGACUACCCACGAUCUUCUAGUGUUUUCGACUCCUGCUAGGCCUUCUGCAGUACAGCCCGAGCCACCAUGCAACCGACUGCCACAGCUGCGUCCGGAAAACAAGCGCCGGCCGGCUUAUCAGGCGGAGGCUGCGACGUACGAGUAUAAAUUUGCGCAGAAGCUUGCUACGUGCGAUGAUAUUAUUGAGAGCGAUGAGACAGUUGGCUGUUCCGAUUAUGAAUCUCCUGAGCAGGCUGACAAUGCUGAGCCUGUCCCACGCCUGCCGUGGCAAGUGCCAGGACCACUAAAGAGGCAGCCAGAUUUUGAGAAAAAUGGCCGAAAUCAGGAAAAAAGCAAAAGAUUCAUGUCAAAUGCUCUCAAGAAUAGAAGCUAUUCGUACGACACUGAGAUUCGCAAUUUGCUGUCACACGCUCCGACUCGGGACUCUUCCGCGGGACUCUUUAGCAUAAGCGACCAUGAGAGCACUACGAGCAUGGACACGAGCCCACCUCCGGAAGAGUGCGGAGAUAGUUAUCGGGAGACAGACUCAGCAGCAGAGAUGAGAAGUAUGAGACGGCGGCAACCAUCACCAUCAGCGGAGGUUAUUGACCGCGAUGUUUGGUCCAUAGGUACAGAGGAAUAUGAACCAGACUUGCAAUAUUCAAUUGCAGAUGAGAUUCUCGAUAUGCAUCAGCUCAUGAGCAAACCGUUUUGGGCCAACGACCAAAGGUGGCUUGCCAGCAUCUCAUGCCCUGUGCCACAAAGUCGACCCACUACCCCCUACUCGAAUGAAAUUAUAAAUAACACAGCAGGUCUGAUCGAAACCAUUGAAUGUAUCAAGGCAAAAGACGGCGAAGAAGAGCAAGCGCGGUUUGCUGCCGCCAUGCGCAGUCGCAUAGCCAAAUUCAUUACAAAUAUACGAGGCGCCUGCACGGCCAUAUGGCAGCACCUCUUUGGCAACCAGACACGCCCACUGAAAAAAGUCUCAUUACACGAAGCAACAGUGCUCAGGAUGCAGAGAUUUGUGAUUCCCCGAUUGGUUUUUGCCCUCGGGCAGGUCUUUACGCUGCUGUGCAACGAGCAGCCCGAAGUUAGGGACCUGGUCCUCUUCGUCUUGGCGGAGAUUAGCAUUGACGUGAAUCGAAUCGCAAAGGUUAUCAAAUGCGGAAUAAGUAAGGGCAAGGAUGAUUCUGAUAAGAUUGUAGAAGUGGAGGAGUUUACGCGUUUACUGGCUGCGGUACAAGAGUGGGCAAAGACUGAGAAGGAUAUGCAGAACGAAGAAGUCGUGAGAUCUAUUGCUCUAUAG